This is a messenger RNA of Maniola jurtina (meadow brown), 4212 nucleotides long. Its product is annotated as transmembrane protein 151B-like. The record is from RefSeq and is a predicted model, not a curated record. Lineage: Eukaryota; Metazoa; Arthropoda; Insecta; Lepidoptera; Nymphalidae. The transcript has 9 exons. The coding region runs from base 388 to 2244 and encodes 618 amino acids.
CUACAAAUAGUGGCGCUUCCAGCCGUUGAAUAGAAUUAUACGCGUUGCCAUAGUUACAGGACGCCGCAAAGCUUUUGCCCGCCCUCCGCAGACCGCAGUAAGCUCCCGACCGUUGCAUUGUAUGGACGCUUAUUAUAACGCUCUUGUAUUCGAUGUUAUUCUUAAUUUGUGAAUACGUGUAAUUUUUUUAAAUUACUAACUAAUUACAUUCAGUAAGUGCUGCUUUAAAAAAAAUAUAUACAAAAGUUUCAGAAUGACUGUUUGCGGACGCAUAACUUUGUUAGGGCGAAUUUGGAUGCAGUUGACGUGUUUAUCUGUGAGGCUCAGUGUGUUGUGCUUGUAAGCCAUGAGGGCUUUGUCGAUACAAUUUGUGUGUAAUACAGAAACAUGACGUCACAGGAGCGAGCGAAUAUUUUCUCCGACGAUGACGAGGAUUUGCGUCCGCGUCAGCAGAGCCUGGGCGGAGUGCUGAGGCGCGAGGGCAACUGGAAGUGCUUCCUCCUCACCCUCAUGAUCGCAGGCUGCCUCGGCUCCGUCGCGUGGUGCAACACCGCAGAGAUCGACCGGGAACUCAUAGACCUCAACACGCUAUGGAGGAAAACUAGUCACGAAGUACUUGACAACCGACUGCGGGCAGAGUCAUGGUACCCAAUAAAGAGGACUGUUCGCGAGUCUCCAUGCGAUGUCGGCUACGCGUACAUACCUAUUGCGUUUGUGCUGCUCCUGUACUUGGUGUACCUGGUGGAGUGUUACCACAGUACGGCGAGGAUCCAGCUUGCAAAGCGAGUGGAUGUCGCAGCGGUCAGUGCGAGGGUUCACUCUAUGAGGACGGCAACCCCAAGGGUCUGGUGGAAAGCGAUCUGCUACCAUUACGUUAGGAGAAAACGACAAGUCACUAGAUACCGUAACGGGGAUGCCUACACUACCACACAGGUGUAUUACGAGAGAGUGAACACCCACAGUGCGAGCACGUCAUUCGCACACGCAUGCUGCGGGCAACGUGACGCAUCUAGAAAUCUUGUUUUGGACACGAAUACACCCAUCACUAAAGUACGCUUCAGCAAGGGGUUUGCUUUCGCCAAUAUCGAAGCAGCUAGUGAAUUCGAAGACCAAAGGUCAAGAUUUUUCGCAGAACAUGAAAGAUUCGAUGAUUUUAUGGAAAUGCGUGAAGGAUUAGAUUUAAUAGGAGUUAGUUCCUUCAAAGAAUACAUGGUAGCUUACAGGGAUUCGGAUCGGUGUCCCUGGUACUCAUCUCAAUUACUCUUUUGGACGCUAUCCUGCCUUCUUCUUUCCUGGCCUCUUAGGAUAAUUAUAGAAUGUAACACCGCGUAUGUACAUUAUACGAUAACAAAAAUUUUUGGUACAAACUACGAAUUAGACCCUAGUCGACAGUUAGAUUUAGAAACACAUUUGUCGGAUACAUUGCCACCAGUUCCUGCCACAAAUUACGCUUGGGCGUUAGCUGACGAACAAAGUGCCAUUCUGUGUUCUGCUGCAAGACCUCCACGGACACUUCCUCUAUCACAUGCAUCUACUGUAGACAGCCUUGAAUUAUUCGCCGCUAUUCGGGGCAACUGUGCCAUUGUACCAUCAUACUCAGAAGCUAUGCGCAUCGAUGCUGCCCUUAGAGAAGAUCCAGCUGAGAACACUUCUAACGCUGGAGUCUUAAUAGACAUGGAGCCAGAAGAGAGACCAAAUCGACCAACGAUAAAAGCAGCUUCAUUUGAUGAACCACCAAGAAGGCCUAGAGUUAAGAUCGCUAGUACCCAUUCAAGUAACAACAUUGCUGGUAGUGCUAGAUCUCAUGAAGCUAAACUACAGAACAGAAGAUCCUGGGCGGGUGUUCUAACAACAGCUCGAAGUGCACGGCAAAUUUUAGAAGACUUUACGAAUAAUUCUGUUAACUAUCAACCUAUACCUGAAACUCAAGUAACGAGAAAUGGAGAAAACACGAUCUAUUUCUCUAGAGAGUUAUCGCCUACUUGUUCGAGAGAUCCAUUCGGUGGCCGAGCAUUAACGACGCCGACUGAUGAGCCUCCGUCUUAUGAAGAGGCGUUAAAGUUACCAGCUUUGAAGAAGUUGACGAGAUCUAUUACUGGAACAGAUUUAGCGGGUCCUAGAAGAGCUUUCCUAAAGGAUGUCUUAUCUAAUAGACGAUCUUGUUUAGAGGGUGUUGGUGUUUUAGCGGGGACUAAAGUUGUUAGGUUACCGUACAGUGAGUCAGGUGAAGAAACACCUCUAUAACGCUCCUAUUUUCGAAGACUUUUUAUGGUGCAAUAAAGUUGUAUUUAUAAUAAGAAUUUAUUUAGGCGAUACAUGUUAUUAAUAGAGGCCACAUAAAGUGAGAUUAUUAAGUUAUUUGUAAGCUUAGGAAUUGUUAUGCGCUAAAGAGCUUGCCCGGUUCUAAUUUUAUAAUACUUAAAAAAUCUAUUGUAAAAGACUUGGAAUUGAUUAUUUACAAUUUUUUAUCGCAAUAGAGACUAAUCGUCCAAAUAUGAUUUCAUAAGACCUUCGUAUCAAAUCUACUUUCUAAAGUCCUAACUCUAGAUUAUUUAAUGAGAAAAAUCUAGUAAUGAUUCUUGUAAAUAUUGCUUAUUGCUUACAUCUUUUAUAGAAUAGAAUAGUCCUAUUCCUAGUUAUCUUUAUUAGUCAUACCUAUAUUUUUUGACUGUACUUCAAACUUGCUUGGUACUUGCUUGCUGAUUUUCAUUAUCAUAUUUUAUUUAUUUUUGUUACUUGCUAAUAAUAUUGUUGUAAAUAAAUGUAAUUUUAAGGCAGUGCCUUGUAUUAAAUCUAGUGGUAGGCUUUAUAAUAUGCUGUCUUCUAAUGCUUCCAGUUUUUUUUUUAUAAUUUGUGUAUUUUGUUUUGAUAUUUGUUUGUAAUUAUUCAAUGAUCUGCAAAAGACACAAACACAGAAGUUCACAUAUAGAAUUAAGGCUUAACGCUUUUUAAAUUAUUUUUUAUCGAUGACUAUUAAUGUAAACAUCUUUAAUCGCACAAUUUUUAUAAAUGAUUUCUUACGUAUUGAAACUGUUUAAAUAUAGAUUUUACUACCCAAGUAUUGUAUUUGCCUCAUUGUAAUUUAGAUGCUUUCCAAACCACACGUUAGCUUAGAAUUUCUAGUCAACUUUCGACAACUAUGGUGCACAAAUUCCUUAAAAUAAAUAAUGAUUAGAUUAAGUUGUUAAAGUUAUGUUAUUACCUAAUUGUACAUUGCCAAAAGUGAUAUUAAAGAUACAUAGUAUGUACAUCUAAAGAGUCUAGUUCAAUUAUUUUAGUGAAUAUUUGAUAAAAACGGGCUUUUUAAUGUUGUAAAUGUUAUCUGAAAUAUUUAGAUAUAACAAAUAUUGACUUGUGUAAAAUGCAAACUACACUAAGAGUUAGUAGGUACCAUACACAUAAAUUAUUUCUGAAAAAUGAAUUGAAAUUUUUGGUUUCAGUUCUACAAUGCAAACUACUAUUCUACUAUUGGUUUUUACACCGUUUCGGGUUGACCUAAAUUCUAGUACUACAUAAUACAAUUUUAACGAAACCUAUUUUGUGAAAAAAAAAAUGUAAGGCUGAAGCCUAGCUACCUAAAUACGGUAUUUUACACAAGUCAAUAUUCCCACAGGUUCAUUGUAAAUAUUACCCAGGUAUUAAAAUAAUAAAAAAAUGUUAUAUAAGUUAUAUAAGUGCCAACAAACUAUAUAGAAUUGAAGGUAGGUAAAUAAAUUUUUCUCAAAAUGUUUAGAAUGCUGCAAAUUCUAAAUGUCAAUUAUGAAUAUUUAGGCUUCGUACUGACAAACUACUAAAUGGCUAACUCAUUCUCGUUCAUGAUCAAUAAGAUGUUAGCGUUAGAUGAAACUCGUAGAUAACACGCUUCUUAGCACACGUUUUUAUGUUGAAAAAGUUGUUUCAUCUGUCAGUCCGAAGGUUCUACAUUACAAAAUUCAUUUUACCAAAUUCACCUAAUCACGCGAAAUCGAUAAUCUAUAUCGAUUUUGCAAUUAGAAUAUCUGAUUUUUGACUUGAAAUACUUUAUUUUUCCAACAUAACUACUAUUUAAUUAAUCUAUUCUAUAAAACGCUUUUAAUUAUUUAUUUAUUUACUCAAAGCAACAAUUAUUGUACAACUCGUAAUGUAAGGUAGUCUACGCUAUAUAAAUAAAAUAUUUUCGAUUGUAAAUUAUGGGUGGACGAAACAUGUUUAUUAUUUUCAAUAAACGUUAUG